Molecule: messenger RNA, 1980 nt
Organism: Vanessa atalanta (red admiral)
Lineage: Eukaryota; Metazoa; Arthropoda; Insecta; Lepidoptera; Nymphalidae
Product: serine protease gd-like
Exons: 11
Coding region: 86-1819 (577 amino acids)
Biological process (GO): proteolysis
Molecular function (GO): serine-type endopeptidase activity
Source: RefSeq, a predicted model, not a curated record
AAAGAAACAAGAGCGUAGGGCGCGCGCAGCGUCUCGGCUUGUCUUACUAAAAUUAUUAGUUAUUUUUAUUACAUGCACAUUAAAAAUGAUUGGAUCAUUAUUACUCCUAGUCAUAGCUUUAUGUGUGCCGACACAUGAGCAAAGUACGCCAAACUCGCCAUGUCCAAACGUGUUCAUGUACGAGCCAACGACGAACGAGCCAGGGCGGUGGUACGGCGCUGUUAAUCUCUCAACGGACAGCACCUUACAUUCCUUAUGGCUGAACAUCGUGUUGGACAGUAAGGCGGACAUUUUGGGGAACUGGGUUGGAGACGUCACGACCACGGACAACAUAGACUUCAAAGUUGAAAAUACAAAAAUGAAAAUCCAUCCCGGCCCGGCCCUUUCCGUUCGAUUCUUCGUCCAGUAUAAUCCCCUUAAUAAAAUCCCACGACUUCAAGCAAUAAGACUAAACGGCAGAGAGAUAUGCAAUGCUAAUUCCCCUCAGCCAGCCAUCGAUCGUGUCGAUACGAUAAGACCUGAUCCAACAUCAAGCAGACCUAGACUCGAUUCUGGGUUGGAACAUUCUCAAACUGUCGAAAGACCAAUUGACAGACCAGUAGAGAGACCAAUAGACAGACCAAUAGACAGACCGCUAGACAGUAGGCCGAAUAAAAGACCUCAAAAACCAAUAAUCAGACCGGAAGAUAAGCCGGAAACCAAGCCUGUAUAUGGAAGACCUUCAGGAGAAGGGCCCGUUUAUGUAGCGCCGAAUAACCGACCAAUAGACCAAAGCAACGUUAAUCCCUACAGCAUCGGUGAUGGCCAAGUACCAGUUCAGAGCGUUACAGAACGACGCCCGAACCAUCAGCUGACAACCACGUCAUACCGUCCCGUCAAACAGAAUGACGACGAUUAUGAUAGCGUCAGCAACGAUCCUUCCGAAUACUUCACCGGUGGCUACCUUCUUGUGACGCCAGACAAAACUGGAGGUGGCUCCAAGAAAAAUAGUCAAUGUGGUAAAGUAUUACGCAAUAAUCCAAAUCCUCUCGUCGUGAACGGCAAGCCGACUCUGGAAGGACAGUGGCCCUGGCAGAUAGCCCUCUACCACACUCAGGUGGUCGACAGUAAAUACAUAUGCGGUGGUACCCUCAUCUCCCACAAGCACGUGAUCACGGCAGCCCACUGCGUCACGCGCAAGGGAUCCAGUCGACCUGUCAACAAGAACACACUCACCAUUUAUCUCGGGAAACACAACUUAAGGACGUCCGUAGAAGGAGUCGAAAUACGCUUGGUUUCCGACAUAAUAGUUCACCCACAAUACAACGCUUCGUCAUUCAGUCGAGACGCCAGCAUCUUAAAGAUGCGUCAGCCUGUUGAAUACACGGAGUUCGUGCGGGCCGCUUGCCUGUGGCCUGAGGACCAGACCGACUUGAGCUACGUCAUAGGGAAGAAAGGUUCGGUCGUGGGGUGGGGUUUCGAUGACACGGGAGUUGCAACUGAAGAACUGACGUUAGUCGAGAUGCCAAUCGUCGACACUGAGACUUGCAUCCGUUCCUACAGCGAAUUCUUCGUUAAAUUUACUUCGCAAUACACAUUCUGUGCUGGAUACAGAGAUGGAUCGACCAAUGACCGUACCGGCAUUAGAAAAAGUACGUCCGUGUGUAACGGUGACAGCGGCGGCGGGAUGGUCUUCUAUAUGGGGGACUCUUGGUACCUCAGAGGUCUGGUAUCACUUUCUGUUGCGAGACAAAACGAGUAUCGAUGUGAUCCAACGCACUUCGUAGUUUUUACCGACUUAUCCAAAUUUCUACCUUGGAUUAAACAAAAUAUCGAAUAAGUAUUUCUAAAGAAGAUUAGAUAUAAAAACUUUUUAUAGUUUUUUUAUUGAUAUAUUUCGUAGAACGCACGCCAUGACGUAUGUGUAAUUUGUGUUAUUUCAAUCUGCGUAAAUUUAAUCGAUCCUUUUGUGUAUGUGUCAAGUGUUUAAAUAAAUUUUGU